GCGAGGGAAGGAGCCGCCCGCCGCUAGGAAGAGCCACCGCGUUGUGCGAGCGCCCCGCCUCGCGGCGGGCAAGGGGCGGGGCAGGGGCGGCCCGACCGCGGCGCGUUCAAACGCCAACGGCGGCGCGGAGCGCGCGGCGGACAAAUGAAGAGAAAAUGGGAAGAAAGACUGAAGAAAAUUGAAGAACUAGCAUCUCACUAUGAAAGAAACCCUCUUCUUCCAGUUUACAGACCAAAACUGUCCAAACUUUUUCAACCAUCCCCUGUUUGGAAAAUAUUUUGUCGGCAGACUGAAGCUUUUCGUUAUGUAAAAACUUGUAAAGAGGAUGUUCAUGUAUUUGCCUUGGAAAAGAACACACAAAAUGGAAAGAGGCUUUACCUUGUGACAACAUAUUAUGAGCUUUGGUUUUAUUAUAGCAAAGAUUAUAAAACAAGUCUUAUGCAUUGCUAUGAAGUCAUUCCUGAAAAAGAUGCCUGUAAACUUUAUUUUGAUUUGGAGUUCUACAAACCAGCAAAUCCUGGAGCUGAUGGCAAGAGUAUGAUUGCAAAGUUAAUUGAGCUUGUCAACCAAAAGCUAGAAGAAUUUUAUGAUGUUAAAUGUUCAGCCAAAGAUGUCUUGAAUUUAGAUUCCAGUACUGAUGAAAAAUUUAGUCGACACUUGAUAUUUCUUCCCCACAAGACUGCAUUUAAGAAUAAUAUUCAUGUCGGUAAUUUUGUGAGAACCAUUUUGCAGCCUGCCAUGGCAUUAAUGGACAUCAAAACUGCUGCUUUUUUUCCAGAAGAAAGAGCGGGACAUGUUUUUCAGUGUUCUAUAUCAACAGGUGGAUUAGAUUGUUCUGUUAUAAAUCUCUCAGCAGUAGAAGAUGCUUCUAAGAGUUGGCCAUCCAUUGCUCAUGAAACAACAGAAAUUGAAACAUCACAGCAGGAAGAAAAUUCUGAAUUUUCCUUUUUAGUAGUAAAUGACAAAGAAGGACGCAAGCAACUUUUUGUGGAUCUAGGAGUUUAUACAAAGAACAGAAAUUUCCGGAUUUAUAAAUCUUCAAAAGCAGGAAAAAAUGCGAUUCUGAAGAUCGCAGAGGAUAACAAGUUUGUCCCUAAAUGUGAAAAGAAUGUUUCUUUGGAAGAAGCAUACUUUCUUUCCUCUUUGGUCUGCAAUGUUGGGGAUGAUACAAGAAUUCUGUCAUCUGGGUCCUCAGAAGAGCAAAGAAAAAUCUCUGGUAAAACUACCAGAAGUACUAGAGAUUCCAUUGACGGCUGUCAGGAUUCACCAUAUCCAGAAAUUGAUUCUUUUGUUCGCUCGUUGGUUAAUAAAGAUGGAGUGCAAGGAGGGAUACGGCAAUGGAAUUAUUUCUCUCUGGAAGAAAUAAUUGUGUAUGAUAUUUCCGGUUACCGUUGGUGUGAAAAUAUUGGGAGAGCUCACAAAAGUAACAACAUAAUGAUUCUGGUAGAUCUAAAGAAGGAAGUCUGGUAUCAGAAGUGUCACGAUCCAGUCUGCAGAGAGAAAAACUUCAAAUCACAGAGUUUUCCACUGCCACCUGGGAUAUGUCUCCCUUAUCUUUUCAGAGAGGAAGAAGAAUAUAUGCUAAUGGAUGAAAGUGAGAACAAAGAAGAAAAAGUAGACCUGCAUUCUAACUGUUUAGAGUUGUCAGAACGCUCACUAUUUCAAGAAAACAGCUUGUCUAGAGACUUCCCGUUGUUGGACACUCUGUGGGACAAUGCAAGCGAUGAUGCCUGGUUCUUGGAAGCUACUGAUGAUGUGGAACUAGCUGAAGCUGCAAAUAAUAGUCUGAACUGUGACACAGAAGAAAUUCCUGACGAAGUUCUUCUGGAAGCUUUAAGGAAACAGGAUACUUGUGCACAGACUUAGCCAACGAACAAAUCCAUACCCAUGAAGCUUGCUUUAGUACAAUGUUCCACAAACAGUACUGCAGUGCAGUUCAAAAGCUCUUCCUGAUCUGUUUAACAGAACUAAGUAACUGCUGUAAAUAACAGCUUCUUGCAACUGGAUGAUUUUAAACAGGGACGAAAAGAUCAUGAAAGAUUACCCUGGGGCCAAGCAGUACUGGACUGAAAACUCUUCAUGAAUGCUACUUCAAGUAGUUUAGCACUUUAAUACUUGCUGCUGUGUGGUUUCCUAUUUUGUUAGCUGUAUGUCCAAAUUUUAUUGAUGAGCUGUGUAAAAACAAUUUCUUCAAUUCCAAGAGUGGGAGGAAUUUAUUUCAUAUACAAAUUUAAUAAAAAGCUUUGUCUAUCACUGUCUUAACCAAAGUCAAUGUGUUCUCUUUAAAAGUAUAUAUUGGUUUCAAAAUUACAUUACU
Molecule: messenger RNA, 2317 nt
Organism: Rhea pennata
Lineage: Eukaryota; Metazoa; Chordata; Aves; Rheiformes; Rheidae
Gene: PRIMPOL
Product: primase and DNA directed polymerase
Exons: 13
Coding region: 145-1866 (573 amino acids)
Biological process (GO): replication fork processing; mitochondrial DNA replication; response to UV
Cellular component (GO): nucleus; mitochondrial matrix
Molecular function (GO): chromatin binding; DNA-directed DNA polymerase activity
Source: RefSeq, a predicted model, not a curated record